AAACGAGUCUUGUAUAUAAAGGAAAAUAUAAAAACUUGAUUAUUGCAUGUAAAACAGGUCGAAUACAAUGUUUAAAGGAGAAUGAAAAGAAAGUCAAACAUGAACUUGAAUUUUCUAAUAAGCUAUAUACCUGUCGAUUUACAAACAGGUACAUCGGUUGAAUAUACUGUCAUCCAAAUGAAAUAAUGAGCAAGGACACCAUGAAAAAAUAUACUCGCUCCAAAUUCAAGCCAUUACCUACAAUCUUUGUCAUCCAACGACACUUCUCUAAUAGAGAUGGUAGAACUUACUUUCAUAAUAGAGGUAAAAAUAAAGUAACAAAAGAGAAUGUAACUUACUCUUUACUAGGAACAAACAUACAUCCAUAUGAGAUACUUCAAAUAGGCAUCUGCUUGUUUUCUGCUUUAGUAGAUGCGCAUAAACUUGGUAUAGGCUUUGUCGAUCUAAAACUUGAAAAUCUAUUGAUUGACUCAGCAGGAUCUGCUUAUCUUUCAGAUUUUGAAUCGUGCAUCGAAUUCAAUGGUCGUGAAAAUGUACAUUUAACUGAAGAUGUUAGCUGGACAGAUAGCGUGGCAGCACCAGAGAUGAUUGAAUAUGGUAUCUUUUCUAAAGCAUCGGAUGUAUUCAUGGCCAUGGUGAUAAUUGCAGAAUUGACGUCGGUGAAUAAACCAGAUGAACUAUUUGAAAAGAAUGUUUUGCAGAGACAAAGUAGUGGACAUGUUGCAGUUGUCACCAAAUAUAUACCAAGACGAUAUAAACAAUUUUACCCUUUAUUAAGAGCAGGUUUAAAGAAUGAUGCGGCUCUAAGGCCGACAGCAAAGGAUGUAUUAGAGUGUUUAUUAAAUAUGAAGGCAGAAUAAUUUUAUUUUAUAAUAAACGCUUUCUUGUCACUAUUUCAAACCACAUCUUCCAAUCGCAUAAAAAUGACCAAAGAGGAUAACGGAAGGUAGCAGGUUUGCUAUAAAAUGGAUCAAUGACCUUUUCUUUUUCAUUGUUUUUUAUAUCCUUACUUCUUUUCAAAUACAAAAUGUCCAAUCCAAGCAAA
Messenger RNA from Rhizopus microsporus ATCC 52813, 1045 nucleotides. RefSeq names its product kinase-like protein. Bases 186 to 860 code for a protein of 224 amino acids. The record is from RefSeq and is a predicted model, not a curated record. Gene Ontology annotation, biological process: protein phosphorylation. NCBI's taxonomy places the organism in Eukaryota, Fungi, Mucoromycota, Mucoromycetes, Mucorales, Rhizopodaceae. Gene Ontology annotation, molecular function: protein kinase activity; ATP binding. The transcript has 3 exons.